Bombina bombina (fire-bellied toad) is the source of this 1584-nucleotide messenger RNA. RefSeq names its product ribosomal RNA processing 9, U3 small nucleolar RNA binding protein (gene RRP9). Gene Ontology annotation, molecular function: protein binding; snoRNA binding. The transcript has 15 exons. Gene Ontology annotation, cellular component: small-subunit processome. Lineage: Eukaryota; Metazoa; Chordata; Amphibia; Anura; Bombinatoridae. The coding region runs from base 92 to 1492 and encodes 466 amino acids. The record is from RefSeq and is a predicted model, not a curated record.
UGUGUCCUUUGGGAGAGCCAUCUAAUGCUUUAGCAUUGGGCAUGACCGGAAGAAGCUUGUAGACUACACGUGGGUCCGGUGCUGUCUGUACAUGAUGUCGGGCCUAUUUAUUAAGAAAAAGUCAGAGGGUUUUGGGAAGAAGCGGCGUGGAGAGGGUAACAAUGCUGACUCCAAAGGCCAGAAGAAGAAAAGGAAAGGAGCCAAUCUGAGAGAGGAGAUUGAAAGUGACUCGGACACUGAAGUUGCCCCAGUUCGUGCCAAACCUAAUGAGGAGGAGGAAGAACUGGAAGAGACUGCUCAGGAGAAGAAAUUGCGUUUAGCUAAAGAAUAUUUACAGCAGUUACAGCAACAAGAGGAGGAGAAGUUGGAGGAUGAAGCUCAGGAUGUAAUCGCUAGCAGACUGCAGGAGGAUGUGCUGGAGCAGCGUGGGAGACUUCAGCGUCCCCUGGCUAAGCAGUUGCUUCCCCCAGAGCCCUCAGAGAUACGCCUGUUCCGUGGUCACAAUGGGCCUAUUACCUGUCUUGUUAUCAGUCCUGAUGAUAAAUGCAUCUUUUCUGGGUCUAAGGACUGUUGCAUCAUUAAAUGGUCUGUGCAGGAUGGCAAAAAGCUUAAAAAAGUUCCAGGAGGCAGAAAGGGGAGUGAAGCUACACACGUAGGGCAUACGGAUCACAUUCUGUGCAUGGCAGUGUCCUCAGAUGGGAAAUACCUGGCAUCUGGGGACAAGCGGAUGCUCAUUUACAUUUGGGAUGCUGAGACGUGUCAGAAUCUACACAAAUUCCAAGGACAUCGCGAUGCUGUGUCUGGGUUGUCCUUUCAGAAAGGGACCCACCAGCUCUUCAGUACAUCACAUGAUCGUUCGGUCAAGGUGUGGAACGUAGCUGAAAACGCCUACAUAGAAACGCUAUUCGGUCACCAAGAUGCCAUCACCGGAUUGGACAGUUUAAGCCGGGAGAGAUGUGUUACAGUAGGGGGCCGAGACAGAACCUUGAGAGUAUGGAAGAUUGCAGAGGAGACACAGCUGGUGUUCAGUGGGCAUGAAGGAUCCAUUGACUGCAUACGGCUAAUUAAUGAGGAGCACAUGGUGACCGGUGCGGACGAUGGGUCUAUUGCGCUAUGGAGCGUGUCCAAAAAGAAACCACUGUCUCAGGUGAAAUGUGCUCAUGGUAACCAUGGAGACAGUGGUCUGGAGCAGCCAUACUGGAUAUCCUCUGUAUCCGCUGUACUAAACAGUGACGUAGUAGCCUCAGGGUCUCACGAUGGCUCCGUCCGGCUUUGGCGCUGUGGGGAAGCUUUCCGAAGCUUGCACCCCCUCUAUACUGUCCCUCUGGUCGGGUUUGUGAACAGUUUGCAGUUUUCCAGCACCGCUGAUUUCCUGGUUGCAGGAGUGGGGCAGGAACAUCGGCUUGGUCGUUGGUGGACGAAAAAAGAAGCAAAAAAUGGGUUGUAUAUAAUUCCCCUAAAGAGACAACAGGAGCAAACUGAUGUGUCAUAAUUAUUCGCCAACCUGGAAUACCUAGACAUUUCUAAUCUACCCCAGAAUCCUCUGUUAAUAUCUUUAUAUAAUAAAUCAUGUUCUUAACUGUU